AUGUACCUGAUCACACUGUUUGGAAACCUGCUCAUCAUCCUGGCUGUCAGCUCUCACUCCCACCUCCACACCCCCAUGUACUUCUUCCUCACCAACUUAUCCUUUGUAGACAUCUGCUUCACCUCCACCACAAUCCCGAAGAUGCUUUGGAACAUCCAGAUUCAGAGCAAAGUCAUAAUUUAUGGAGGCUGCAUCACACAGAUGUAUUUUUUCAUACUGUUUACAGGGCUAGACAUCUUUCUCCUGACUGUGAUGGCUUAUGACCGCUUUGUGGCCAUCUGUCACCCGCUGAACUACACAAUCAUCAUGAACCCCUGGCUUUGUGGACUGCUGGUUCUCAUAUCCUGGCUCUCUGUUGUCUCUUUGUUUUAUUGUACAAGCCUAGGAGUUUACCUUAGCUCUGCUGCUACCCAGAGCUCCCACUCAAGUGCAGUAGCCUCAGUGAUGUACACUGUAGUCACACCCAUGCUGAAUCCCUUCAUCUAUAGCCUUAGAAACAAAGACAUAAAGGAGGCUCUGAUAAGAUUCUGUGGGAUGGCGGCUCUAAAACCAUGA
Lutra lutra (Eurasian river otter) is the source of this 555-nucleotide messenger RNA. RefSeq names its product olfactory receptor 7A17-like. Gene Ontology annotation, molecular function: G protein-coupled receptor activity; olfactory receptor activity. Bases 1 to 555 code for a protein of 184 amino acids. Gene Ontology annotation, cellular component: membrane. The transcript has 2 exons. Lineage: Eukaryota; Metazoa; Chordata; Mammalia; Carnivora; Mustelidae. Gene Ontology annotation, biological process: G protein-coupled receptor signaling pathway. The record is from RefSeq and is a predicted model, not a curated record.